GCAGCACCUGGCGUUCAAUGGUUCUUCAAAUGAACUCACAGCUUCGCGUAACUAAAUGCAGCUAUUUUGGACUUUUGGUCAUGAUAUUUCCUCGGAUCCUCUAAAUUCAACUGAUGUUAUAUACAUUGGUACAGUCAUACAAUACAAUGCAAGGAAAACUGUUAGAAAUAUAUGGGGUUUUAUUAGUAUUGUAUAUGGGUUAUAUAGCUUUCCUAAUAUAGAUAGAUCUCUUAUGUAUAUAUAUGCUAUUGGUGUACAGGAAUAAGAUAUUGAAAAUUCUCCCCAAUUAUGUUUUUACGUUGCUCUCCUACAUGGUACCAGAUUGCAUCUGGGGUUUGAGAUUUAGGAAUUUUAAAAAAAAUUCAGAUUUGAAAAUUAGGGUUUACCCAAGCCGCCGCCGUCCAUCUUUGAUCCAGCCCUUACCGUUCGGCAUCUCCAGUACCGGGCGGUGCACCGUCGUCCGGUGACCUCACGCCCGAAGUCCGGCUGCUAGAAGCCGCACGUGUGGACCCCAUGCGCCACCAGAGUCCGGCAGUCAAGCGGAGCGUUUCCAGCACGUGCGACGCCAGAAUCUGCUCCGGCCAAUCUCGUUCAACUUGUCUCGACAUCCUCUUUCGAUUCAUGUACCUGUUUGGGUCAAUACCUAGUUGGUGUUGGAUUCCGUUUCGGUACAGAUUCAAUUUAUGUUUGGAAUAUUAUAUCAUUUGAUUGAUUUGGUAUGGUUCACUAUGUCUGGAGAAAAGCAAACUGUAGCAGUUGAUGCUGUACCUGUGGCGACAAAAAUCACAGAACACAAACUCAGUCUUACAAAUUAUUUGGAUUGGCGUCAGACCAUUGAACUUUAUUUGUUGAGUGCCUCCAUGGAUAAUCAUAUAACCAACUUUUGAUACUUCUGAACAAGCUUGGCUUCAAGAGGAUGCUCAGUUGUUUUUACAUAUACGAAACUCUAUCAAUAGUGAGGUGAUUAGGAUGAUUACUCAUUGUAGGACAGUCAAGACACUCUUGCAAUAUCUUAAAUUCUUGUAUUCGGGAAAAGGCAAUAUUUCUGAAAUAUAUGAUGUUUCCGAAAAAGGGGAUAGACCGAUUACAGACUAUUUCAUGGAGUUUAAGAUGUAUGAGCAACUCAAUGUGCUACUUCCUUUCAGUCCUGAUGUUAAUGUAAUUCAUGCUCAGCAGGAGAAAAUGGUUGUGAUGAGUUUCUUAGCCGGUCUUCCACCGGAAUAUGAGACAGCUAAAUCACAAGUUCUGAUUCCAAAAUUUCAUCUUUGGAAGAGGCUUUUAGUAGGAUUUUAUGCACUGAAUGCAUGACUUUUGUCCCACCUCCUCUCAGCAGUGUUCAUGUUAGUAGUGCUCCUGCCUAUGGACGAAACAAUACAAGGUAGCGGAAACAAGGGACAAAAGUUGACUCAACGGCAGUGGUCAAGUUCUGUAGAGUGUUGUUAUUGUCAUAAAUUUGGGCAUAUCAAACAGGACUUGGCCGAAAUUAUGCAAUAAAAUGCUUCCUCCAUCUGCUCAUGUUACAGAUAGUGGCAACCGUUCUAGCCCAUCUAGUGACUCUAUCACUAUUUCUUGCAAUGAGUAUGCAAAGUUGUUACAACAUCAGUGAAUGACUCAACCACAAUCGAAUUAUGUCACAGUUAUUGCCGAGUCAGGAUCUUGCGACGAAGAAGAUUAUUGGUGGGGGACAUGAAUCUGAUGGUCUCUACAUUCUUGAUUCGGAACAAGCUUCAUCAGUAGCAUAUACUGAAACCGUCACACCUAUGGAAGCAUAUACUGGAACCGUCACUCCUAUGGAAGCACACUAUCGUUUGGGUCACCCGUCUCUAUCUUCCUUGAAUAAGUUCGAUUUUCUCAUUUACACCGUGACUUCUCCGAUUGUUUCUCCAUCUGAUUCUGCAAGGCCUCUGAUCAUACACACUUACUCUCGUCGUCUUUCGCCUUCCGUACCUGCUACUAGUGAGUUGGUUCCAAUGCAUCUACAUUGUGUCCCAUUCAACCAAUAUCUUAAACGACAGAUCCUUCUUUAAGUGAUGAUCUUCCUACUGCUCUUCGAAAAGGUAAACGUUUGUCCCCUUCUUCUCAAGCUUUUGUUGUGUAUCUAUUCCUAAAUCUGUUGAGGAGGCUUUGGCUCGUCCCGGUUGGUGUGCUUCCAUGAUUGAGGAACUCAAUGCUUUGCUGGGUAAUGGACUUGGGUUUUGGUGGAUCUUCCUCUGGUAAACGAACCAUUGGUUGUAAAUGGGUGUUCACUAUCAAAGUUAAUCUUGACACCUCCAUUGAUCGGUUGAAGGCUUGCUUUUCGCCAAAGGAUAUGCGUAGAUUCAUGGCGUUGAUUACCGUGACACUUUUUCUAGUGUUGCAAAGCUUACAUCUAUCCAUUUGUUAAUUUCCUUGGCAGCUACUCAUCAUUGGGCCUCGCACCAGUUAGAUAUCAAGAAUGCUUUCUUGCAUGGUGUUCUUAAUGAUACUAUCUAUAUGGCGCAACUGUCCAGCUUUGUUGCUCAGGGAGUCUCAUAAGGUGUUUGUAUGGUUUGAAAAGAGGCCACGUGCAUGGUUUGGUAGUAUGUUCACUCGGGCUAUUGAAAAGUUUGGCAUGAAGAAGAGUAAAUUUGAUGAUUCUGUUUUCUACAAACAUUUUAUGAGUGGUGUUAUUCUAUUGGUUGUGGAUGUGUUAUUACUGGUAGUGAUUGUGAAGGGAUUGUAUCGCUCAAUGCUUUCAUUCAUACUCAGUUUAAUACUCCCUCCGUCCUUGAAAAUUGUGAUUUUAUUACUAUAUCGGUACGUCCCUGAAAAUUGUGACAUUUCCUUAUUUGGCGAGUUAUUUGAUGUUCCUGGUAGAUAUAGAAGAUUGGUUGGAAAGUUGAUUUAUCUUAGGAUAACAUGUGAUAUUGCUUAUCUAUAAGUGUGGUAAGUCAAUAUAUGUCAUGACCAACUGUUGAUCAUUGGAAGGUAGUGGAGCAGAUUUUGUGCUAUUUGAAGGGAGCAUCUGGACGUGGAAUUGUUUACAGUGAUCAUGGUCAUAAUAAGAUUGAGUGUUUCUCAUAUGGGCAAGGUCAACAAAGGGUGGAAGAUCUAUUGUGUCUUCUAUGGAGGAAACUUGAUUUCAUGGCAAAGCAAGAAGUAGAAGGUGGUUUCACGUUCAAAUGCAGAAUUUGGAUAUCGAGCUAUGGCUAAAACCGUGUGUGAGAUACUAUGGGUACAUAAGUUUCUGAAUCAGAUAGGGUUGAAGGUCCCUAUGCCAGCCAAGUUAAUCAAGCUGCACUUCACAUUGUUUCUAAUCCGAUUUUCAAGAAUGAACCAAACACAUUGAGAUUGAUCGUCAUUUUGUUUGUGAGAAGAUUCAAAAAGGACUGAUUUCUACAGGAUAUAUGAGAUCUGAAGAUCAAUUAGGAGACAUCUUUACGAAGGCUCUUAAUAGAGUUAGAGUUGAUUAUCUUUGUAACAAAUGAGGCAUGAUUAAUGGAGCAGCUUGCGGAGGAAAUAGAUGGGCUUUUAUUAGUAUUGUAUAUAAGUUAUAUAGCUUUUCAAAUAUAGAUAGAUCUCUUAUGUAUAUAUAUGCUAUUGGUGUAGAGGAAUAAGAUAUUGAAAAUUAUCCCCAAUAAUGCUUUUACGUUGCUUUCCUACAGAAACCAUGCAAAGCAUCCCCUCUUCUAUGUGAAUGUACCAGCAUGUUCAUUUUCAUAAGCUCGAGAUGUAUAUGAGACUAUAGUAGCCGAAUUAGCUACCUGGUAGAUUUUGAUCCAAGUUAUAUAAACAACCAAACAUUCAAUUUGUCCACUUGUAAGCCAGUUUAUCACUCAGCACAAUAGUUUGGUAAUCACGACCACCAUAGACUUGACGGGCGUGACCUCACAGCAUUCUCUUCAUGGCACAAGAUGGAUCAGAAGCACACAUCUGGCUGGGAUUCCCAUGGUGGCGCCUUAGCGACAGGGGCCUAAAAGCAAGAUUUUGUCUAGAGGCAUUUCUAAUUAUUAAUGUUCCGGUUAGGAGUUCACCACAAGAAUAUUGCACUUUUAUGAUUCACUUUGUCUAUAUUAGAUGGAUUAUACUUAGAUGGC
Messenger RNA from Salvia miltiorrhiza (redroot sage), 4055 nucleotides. RefSeq lists its product as uncharacterized. Lineage: Eukaryota; Viridiplantae; Streptophyta; Magnoliopsida; Lamiales; Lamiaceae. The record is from RefSeq and is a predicted model, not a curated record. The transcript is spliced from 3 exons. The coding region runs from base 1629 to 2027 and encodes 132 amino acids.